AUGUCAUCGAAACCUGAUAAUGAACAAGAUGUUGAAAACGCUUCGCCCACAAUAACGCCACCAUUGACUCCAGAGGCAAACGAGCCUUACAGCAUAUUCGACAGUCGACAAAGGGCCUUUAUCGUGAUUAUAGUCUCCACAGCAGCAACUUUCUCAGGAUUCGCGUCCAACAUCUACUUCCCGGCCCUCCCAACUAUCGCGAAGGACCUCAAUGUCUCUGUCGAACUCGUCAAUCUCACAGUCACUUCAUACCUCAUCUUCCAAGGAAUUGCUCCCAGUCUGUGGGGUCCCGUUUCCGAUGCCAAAGGACGUCGAGUGGCAUACUGCUGUACCUUUCUCGUCUUCGUUGGUGCAUGUAUCGGCCUUGCUGAGACCAAGAACUAUGCCACUCUGAUUGUCCUCCGAUGUCUCCAAAGCACAGGAAGUGCGAGCACAAUUGCUAUUGGCUCUGGUGUCAUUGGAGACAUCACCACUCGAGCGAACCGCGGAAGUCUCAUGGGCAUCUUCCAAGCCGGCUUGCUCGUUCCCGUCGCCAUUGGUCCUGUGAUUGGAGGUGCUAUUGCUGGGUCAUUAGGAUGGAAGGCUAUAUUUUGGUUUUUGACAGCAUAUGGUGGUGGUUUCUUGUUGUUCCUCAUUGUCUUUCUGCCCGAAACCCUUCGAUCCAUUGUCGCAAACGGCAGCCGAACUCCGUCAUCGCUCAUCGGAAGAUAUCCUCUUACCAUAUACCAAAGACUCUCAAAAAUUGAAUGGAACCGGGAGGCAUCUACCGCAGCGCCAGAUGCGAAAAAAAGAAUUGAUAUUUUCGGUCCGUUCCGAAUCCUCAUCAGCAAGCACGCCACUCCCAUUAUUGUCUUCCUGUCCAUCUAUUAUGCCGUCUGGCAAAUGAGCAUCACUGCCAUGUCAACUCUCUUUGAGCAAAAGUACAACUUGAAGGAGACGCAAAUCGGUCUUACAUUCAUUGCCAACGGAGUAGGCUCCAUGGUAGGAACCCUCAUCACGGGCAAAAUCCUCGACAAGGACUACAAAAAAGUCAAGGCCGCCUAUGACGCUCAAGUGGCCCAGGCGGAUCUUGAAAAUGGCAGCCAACUUACACGCUCUGCCACUCAAUCGGAGGAAGACUUCCCCAUUGAAAAGGCUCGCUUGCGUCUGAUUCCCAUCUUUUCCAUCAUCCAAUGUCUGUCGAUUCUCUUGUUCGGCUGGACAAUCAACUAUCCUCAUCGUGUCCCCAUCGCGAUUCCCAUUAUAUCCACAUUCAUCACUGGCUGGACCGCCGUCUCGACGCAAUCCACCAUCAUGACAUACCUCGUCGACAUCUUUUCAGACCGGAGCGCCGCGGCCAGCGCCAGCUUGAACCUCGCGAGAUGUCUUUUUGCUGCCGGCGGCACCAGCCUUGUGAUGCCAAUGGUGAACGGUAUUGGCGUUGGACUGGCAUUUACCAUUUGCGCCAUUGUACAGUUCGUUGCGCUUCUAGGACCGGCCAUCCAGUGGAAAUUUGCUGCUGGUUGGCGGAAGCAAGCCCGGAUGCAGAGAAAGUAA
Trichoderma aggressivum f. europaeum is the source of this 1536-nucleotide messenger RNA. RefSeq lists its product as uncharacterized. NCBI's taxonomy places the organism in Eukaryota, Fungi, Ascomycota, Sordariomycetes, Hypocreales, Hypocreaceae. Bases 1 to 1536 code for a protein of 511 amino acids. Gene Ontology annotation, biological process: transmembrane transport. The record is from RefSeq and is a predicted model, not a curated record. Gene Ontology annotation, molecular function: transmembrane transporter activity. Gene Ontology annotation, cellular component: plasma membrane. The transcript has 2 exons.